Drosophila willistoni is the source of this 2558-nucleotide messenger RNA. It is a transcript of the gene cactin, whose product is annotated as cactin. Bases 44 to 2377 code for a protein of 777 amino acids. The record is from RefSeq and is a predicted model, not a curated record. Gene Ontology annotation, molecular function: protein binding. Gene Ontology annotation, biological process: mRNA cis splicing, via spliceosome. The transcript has a single exon. NCBI's taxonomy places the organism in Eukaryota, Metazoa, Arthropoda, Insecta, Diptera, Drosophilidae. Gene Ontology annotation, cellular component: cytoplasm; spliceosomal complex.
GCCCGUUUUUGUUGUUUUUGUGUAAACGUUUUGGUGACUUACGAUGCCCAAGGAGAAAAGCCAUUCCCGCCGCCGGAGUCGCAGCCGUGAGAAAAGGAGAAGUACGAGCCGCAGUCGGGACCGAGACCGAGACCGUGACCGUGAUAGGGAUAAGAACAGGUAUCGGGAAAGGGAGAGAGACCGCGAGCGGGAAAAAGAACGUGAAAAGGAGCGGGAACGUGACCGUCGCCGAGAGAAUGAAAAGCGGCAUGAUCCCGAAAGAUCCAGGCAGAGGGAUGACAGACAUGAACAAUCAUCUUCCAGUAGAAAAAGCCACAAAAAGCAUCGACAUCGCUCUUCAUCGUCCAGCUCCAGUUCUAGCACUUCAUCCACGCAAUCCAAUGGGAAAGCAAAAUCGCCUUUAACCAAAAACUCGAUGAAACUGCUGCAAACUUUGGAGGCGCGUCGCCUACGCGAACAACAGGAACGCCAACGUCAAAAGGAUGAGCUCAAGGCCAAGGAGACACCCGAGGAGAAGCGAGCCCGUCGCCUGCGCGAGAAACAGGCCAAGGAGCAGCGACGUCGUCAGCGCAUGGGCUGGGACAAUGAAUAUCAGACGUACUCCAAUGAGGAUAAUCCAUUUGGUGAUUCAAAUCUCACAUCUACAUUUCACUGGGGCAAAAAGUUAGAAGUGGAGGGCUUGUCGAAUCUGCCAACCAAAACCGUUGAGAUUCUUUCGUUGCAAAAACAAUUGGAGAAUCGACGCGAACUGGAGAAGGUGAAGAAGCGUCGCCAGGAACGGGAACUGGAACGUCAAGUGCGUGAGGAUGACAUGAUGCAGCAGCAACGAGCCAAAGAGGCAAUCCAAUUCCGUGAGUGGCAACGCCAGGAGGAUCAAUUCCAUUUGGAACAGGCCCGCCUCAGAAGUGAGAUUCGUAUACGCGACGGAAGAGCGAAACCUAUUGAUUUGUUGGCUCAAUAUGUGGCUUCCAAUGUGGGCGGCGGUGGUCAGGCUCCCCUUGAGGAAUCCCUUGAAAUGCAGAUGCAUGAACCUUACAUGCUGCUACAGGGUCUGCCCAUGGAUGAGCUAGAAGAUCUCUUGGUCGACAUCAAAGUGUACGAAGAGUUGGAACAGGGUAAGCAUAUGGAUUUCUGGCUGGACAUGAUUACCAUUGUUCAGGAUGAGUUGCAAAAGUUACAAAAACUUCAGGCCGAAAACGAAGCCAAUGGAGGUGGUAAUCUGAAUCAACGACGCGAUGGCAUUCAUCAAAGUGUGGUCAAGGAUGUGGCAGACAUAUUUCGGGGCAAAAAUGCCAAACAGCUGGAAGAGAUGCGUCAACGGAUUGAGGCCAAGAUUAGCGGUAGGGCAGAUGGUGUCGACAUUAGCUACUGGGAGAGUCUGCUCAGUCAAUUGAAGGCUCAUAUGGCCAGGGCACGAUUGAGAGAUCGCCACCAGGUUUUGCUGCGCGAGAAAUUGCAACUGCUGAAACGAGAAAAUGAGGAAAUCAAAAUGGAGGCAAAUGACGAACGCGAAAGCCACAGUUUGGAGACACCACAUGGUGAGGAGGCGGCGGCGGCGGCCGAGCGACCACUAGAAGAUGGCAAUGAAGCAGAUUCCAUGAAUCCAGAUGACAUUGGCGAAGAUGAAGAUGACGACGAAGAAGAAGAUGAGACAUUAAGAGAACUCAUUAAAGCUUCCCGCCUUUACGCAAUGGGUAACUAUAGCCCCGAGUAUAUGAGGCCAGAUGAUUGUCCCGGUCGUCUGGUGCAUCCAUCGAACGAGGAAAACGAUGAUGAUCCACCGGCCGAUGGCUGUCUCUAUUACGACAGCGACGAUGAACACCGUGUCCAGCGUCAACGUCUCUUUGUACUCCAUCCAGAGCGACGGACUGUCGAGGGUGAUGCCCAUCAUACAUUGACACCCCAGGAAUUGCGCAUGCGCAACGAAGCACGCCAGGGCAUGCAGGGCGAUGAGGCCGAAUUCAGUGUGGAGACCACAUUGGAUGCCGUCCCGCAAUUGGCCACCGAUAAGUAUCGUCCACGUAAGCCGCGCUACUUCAAUCGCGUUCACACCGGUUUCGAAUGGAAUAAAUACAAUCAGACGCAUUAUGAUAUGGACAAUCCACCGCCAAAAAUCGUACAAGGCUAUAAAUUCAAUAUAUUCUAUCCGGAUCUUAUGGAUAAGUCUCAAACUCCGCAAUAUUUUCUUACUCCCUGUGCCGAUAAUUCAGAUUUUGCGGUUCUACGCUUCCACACGGGUCCGCCGUAUGAAGAUAUUGCCUUCAAGAUUGUCAAUCGGGAAUGGGAGUUCAGCUAUAAACGGGGAUUCCGCUGUCAAUUUCAUAAUAAUAUCUUUCAACUUUGGUUUCAUUUCAAGCGCUAUCGCUACAGGCGUUAAUUUAAAGAGACUUUUGUCAGAUUUUAUGAUACAUUUCACAUAAAUUUAUAGGUUAGGUAUAAAAAAAUUCUUUAUAAUGCGCACUUGGCACAGGAGUAAAAAUUAAAAAAUAGAAUUUUGUAUAUCAAUUUGUAAGUAUCAAAAUGUUUUGUUAAAUAAAUGUAAGUGUCCAUAAAAGAUA